AUGUCUUAUCAAGACUUGUCUCACAGUGACAAGAAUUAUGUUGGAAGUCAUAUAUGUGCAAGCUUUAGACGCAGCAACUCCAACUCCGAAAGAGAUGAGAGGCCGAUGUGUGUAGAAGGUUCUGCUCAAGCCAAGCCAAGUACUGUCAACAAAUUCGAAUCGUAG
Messenger RNA from Arabis nemorensis, 165 nucleotides. Lineage: Eukaryota; Viridiplantae; Streptophyta; Magnoliopsida; Brassicales; Brassicaceae. The record is from the annotation of a GenBank genome assembly.